AUGGAUCAGUUCAUCGACAAAUGUGCGGACAAAGAUACAACGCAAGAACGGUCUUCUUUAUUAGAGAGUCUGGGCGAUGCAUUCCAAAGCCUCGUCAUAUUCCCAGGAACAAAGUGGUGCGGAGCUGGUGACGUGGCAAAAAAUUACGACGAUUUGGGGUCGGCCAGAGACACCGACAGAUGCUGCCGUGAACAUGACCAUUCUCAAGACAACAUACCGGCAUUCCAGACAAAGCACAAUGUAACAAAUUACUUGCCGUACACGAUGACAGAGUGUGUUUACGACAGACAGUUCUUCAACUGUCUACAAAACGUGAGCAGCCUCCCUUCCGUGACUGUGGGAGUCUUGUUUUUCGACCUGCUGCAAACGAAGUGCUUCGAAUAUGGCUAUCCCACUGAGUGCACAAAGUACAACUACUGGCGUAUUCUUUUACUGAAGGAUCCCUGUGAAGUUGAAGAGCCUGACACGUCAAAACCUAAGGAGUGGCACAUCGAGAGCCCACCAAACUUUUUAGAAACGUUCAUUGAACAAAAGAAAGCUUAGAUACGUACGAAAUCCUUCACGUCACAUGAAACUGAAGUUUAGCGUUCAAGAAAGCUAAGAUUGGGUGGGUUAUAACAUUAUAACAAAUUUUACAGCUGUUCAAAGUGUCUAGAAUGCGUAACACAGUAAACACUACAACACAGUUUUAACUAAGCACACCUAUUGUUUGCCGAGAAUCUUUGCUGCGCAUGUACACAUAAAUGAAAUGAAAUUAAGUGUUUAUU
Dermacentor andersoni is the source of this 767-nucleotide messenger RNA. RefSeq names its product acidic phospholipase A2 PA4-like. The record is from RefSeq and is a predicted model, not a curated record. Gene Ontology annotation, molecular function: A2-type glycerophospholipase activity. NCBI's taxonomy places the organism in Eukaryota, Metazoa, Arthropoda, Arachnida, Ixodida, Ixodidae. Gene Ontology annotation, biological process: phospholipid metabolic process; arachidonate secretion.